UACCUGGUUCUCUGUUUCAGGCCUGAUGGCCUCUGUGACCUUCAGAGUCUCAAUGACAACGGCAGCAUCUCCCCAUCACCUCAGCAGAGUUACCCAAAAUCUACCCUGUUGUCAGCCCAAAAUACUUUAUCACAAAAAGCCCUAACAUGUACUGAAGAGGUCCACGAAUCCACUACAGCACCCCAACAGACCCAUCCACGCACCCCCACGUUACCCACUGAGACCCCCACAUUACCCACUGAGACCCCCAAGGUUCACCCUCCAUCCCUCUCACCUCCUCCCCAGAACACCCUCCAGACCCCCCCACCCCAUGUAGCACACUUGGUCCAAAACACCCACACAACAGCGCCGUUGACGCCUUCGAUUUUCCGCCAAUCACCUCCAACUGUUAACCAAAAUAUUUGGCCUGAAGGCCAAACUGAUCCCUCCAAACUGCCUCCAGUCUUAUCACACAAUAUUACCCACAAUACCUCUGAAUCAAAGUCACUUCCUGCCCAGCUUUCUGCCAAAGCUCCUCCCAGCCCUCAGUUAAGCCCCUCCCACCCAGACCCCUUCCUGCUGACCUCAGUGACCACCUCUAGUGUCUCUUCACAUCUCUACACCUCCACCUGCUCGUCAGCCUCCUUCCUCUGCUCCCUCAACUCUCUGAGCCCCCACAUUGGUCCGCCUCCCGUGAUGUCAUCAGCCACACCACAUAUGACCACAUCCCCUUUUACUCUAAGCCCGCCCCCUGCACAGCUGCUGGGCUCUGAUGAUGAGGAGCAGGAAGACCCUUCAGAUUAUUGCAAAGGUGGUUACUACCCGGUGAAGAUCGGUGACUUGUUUAAUGGGAGGUAUCAUGUGGUCAGAAAACUGGGCUGGGGACAUUUUUCUACCGUGUGGCUCUGCUGGGAUCUACAGAGGAAACGUUUUGUGGCGCUGAAGGUGGUGAAGAGUGCUCCACAUUACACCGAGACGGCUCUGGACGAGAUCAAGCUGCUCCGAUGUGUGAGAGACAGUGACCCCUCUGACCCCUACAGAGAAACCAUCGUCCAGCUGAUAGACGACUUCAAGAUCUCUGGAGUCAACGGAAUCCAUGUCUGUAUGGUUCUGGAGGUUUUGGGUCAUCAGCUGUUAAAAUGGAUCAUUAAGUCGAACUACAUGGGACUUCCUCUGAUCUGCGUCAAGACCAUCAUCAGACAGGUGCUGCAGGGUCUGGACUACCUUCACACUAAGUGUAAGAUCAUCCACACUGAUAUCAAACCAGAGAACAUCCUAUUGGAUGUUGAUGAGGUCUACAUCAAGAGAUUGGCAGCUGAGGCAACCAUCUGGCAGAGAGCUGGGGCUCCACCCCCUUCCGGGUCAUCAGGUGAAGAUCAGCCAUAUGAUUGGUCAGAAAAGUGAAUCCAGUGAUCACAUGGAUUCCAGACCCUUUGAUGUAGUGAUGUAGACUCUCUUUAGAGUCACAAAGACGUGUUACUGGGAGCUGUUCAGACUGUCUGUCUGCUUCUCUUCUCUCUUUUUACACAGUUCUUGUCUGUCUGUCUGAUUCUCUGUCUGUCUGUC
Molecule: messenger RNA, 1545 nt
Organism: Anarrhichthys ocellatus (wolf-eel)
Lineage: Eukaryota; Metazoa; Chordata; Actinopteri; Perciformes; Anarhichadidae
Product: SRSF protein kinase 3-like
Exons: 6
Biological process (GO): peptidyl-serine phosphorylation; regulation of mRNA processing; spliceosomal complex assembly
Cellular component (GO): cytoplasm; nucleus
Molecular function (GO): ATP binding; protein serine/threonine kinase activity
Source: RefSeq, a predicted model, not a curated record